AUGUUUCGAAUGAUGCAAAGCAAAGAAAAUGACCCCAGUGGUGAUUCUUCGCAGGAUUCUUUGUCAUGGCGGCAUGUCUAUCAUGAUAAGCUCCAAACGUGCGUUCUUCGAGGCGUUCAGAACCUACAGAAACAAGGCGUUUCAGAGAUUUUUGUCGAUCCUUUUGGUGACCCAGAGGCGACAGCAGAAGUAGCUCAUCUUGCUGCUUUUUCCUUUGACGAGUUAAAGAUUCCAAAAUCUCGUAUCAAUCAACCUCCAAUCUCCUGUUUUACUGCUCAUUUAGACAACGACCCGGAUGGACUCUUAGAUGCUUGGAACCGAGGUCGGAUUCUUGCAAAAGCGCAAAAUCAAGCAAGGCGAUGGAUGGAGAUGCCAGCAAAUCUGUUUCCUCCGGAGGUAUUUGCUCACAAGAUUGAGGAAUCUCUUUCUGAUGCUCUGAAAUCCUCAGCAGGCAAGGCCACCCUCACUUUGGAAGUUCACGACAAGGCGUGGAUUGAGCAGCAGAGUAUGGGUGGGGUUCUUGGUGUUGCUAAGGGUUCAGCUCGACUUCCAUACUUUGUCGAAAUUAAUUUUAUGGGCGAUCCCUCACGUCCCAACGACCACAUCGCUUUGGUGGGCAAGGGUGUGACCUUCGAUGCUGGAGGUAUUUCCAUCAAGCCCUCCGCCGGAAUGGGAGAUAUGCGUGCUGAUAUGGGAGGAGCAGCGGUAAUCGCCUCCGUGGUUAUGGGUCUUUUGGAACUCCAGACGCCAAUCAAUAUUCGUGCAUACCUGCCGUUGGUAGAAAAUAUGCCUGAUGGCAACGCCAUUCGUCCGGGUGAUGUCAUUCGAAUGGCCAAUGGGACUACCGUCCAAGUCGACAAUACCGAUGCGGAAGGCCGUCUAAUUCUCGCCGACGCUUUGCACUAUGCUCAAACUCGAAAUCCACUCUUCUUACUGGACGCGGCGACUUUGACAGGCGCAAUUUCCAUCUCUCUAGGCGAUAGGUACACCGGUCUAUUUUGUAAUCGCGGUGCCCAGCGACGUCCUGUAUCGGAUAUUUGGCCUCCUGCUGCUGAGAUGUCUAACAAGAGUUCUGCUUCCUCUACCACACAUACCUCCACCGUCAACACUCCCACGAUUCUAGGGGCACUGAGCUGCUCUGGCCGGGUGAAGAACGAUCCGUUUUGGCACAUGCCUACUCUCUACCAUAAGCAGCUGAAAGAGAGCGCCAGCUGUGCGGAUAUCGCCAACGUUACCAGUGGCGCGUUCGCCCGACUUGGGGGAUCGGGGUCUGCUUCUGCUUUUCUCCAGGCUCUUCCUAUUGAGCUAGCUGCUUCAUCUUAUAGGCCUUUUAAUGACGGAAUAGGUGUGUUAUCGGCCUCGGUGUUCGAAAUGGCUAACAUUAUUAAUCGUACUACAGAUAUGCCCAAAUUAGAACGCUUAGUCGUACCUCCGUUGGCAUUCAGCUUCGUGAACCCGCGCAUUCCCUUUGUACACUUGGACAUUGCUGGGGUGAUGAAAACCGUUGGCGAUGAUCUCGGCAUGCGUCGAGGCAUGACAGGCCGACCAACUCGCUCCUUGAUCCACUUCUUCGAUCAUCUUGCACGCUACGGAUGUAUCAAGGGGAAUGACGAGGAAGAAGAUGCUUAA
Molecule: messenger RNA, 1629 nt
Organism: Hydatigera taeniaeformis
Lineage: Eukaryota; Metazoa; Platyhelminthes; Cestoda; Cyclophyllidea; Taeniidae
Source: the annotation of a GenBank genome assembly